AUUUUUGGUUUGGGUCAUUGUGAGAAAAAGCUUUUGACGCACCCCGGCACUGGCACUCGCAGUGGUCUCGGCAAAGGGAACUUCUCCGGCGUAAGGUCUCCACAUUUCUGGACAAAAUUGAGGUGAUAUGGAGCAAAAAGAACCACCCAAGUCCCGUUCGAAAGUGGAGAUAGAGAUGGAGUUGGACAGAAUCAGCAACUUACCAAGUGAUGUUAUAGUUAAAAUUCUGUCAUGUUUGACUCUUAAGGAUGCAGUGAGGACAAGUGUUUUUUCGAGCAGGUGGAGGGACAAAUGGGCUAUGCUUUCAGGUCUUGUAUUUGAUGAGAAGUGUUUCUCAACUGAAAACUGUGCAAGCUUUGUGAACAUUGUUUAUCAUGUACUCUUAAGUCACAUUGUCCCAAUAGAGAAGUUUGUGCUUUCUCACACACAUCUUAUACCUACUAAAGAUAUUGAUCGAUGGGUUCUUCAUCUAUCAAGAAACUCUCUUAAAGUUUUCGAACUUCAUAUUCCUUAUUGGCCUAAAUACAAGAUGCCCAUAUGUUUCUUUUCUUAUCAAGAUAUGAUUGAGCUGAAGUUAUUUAACUGCUUGCUGAAAUCUCCAACCACAUUCAAAGGCUUCAGAACUUUGAAGAGAGUUAUUUUUCAGUAUGUUACCUUGGCCCAAGAUGUGUUGGAAAAUCUGAUUAUUCCUCUGCUGGAGAGUUUGGAAGUGAUAAACUGUGAUGGCUUUACACAUCUCAAGAUUGAUGCACCAAAUCUUCGAUUCCUUUCUUUUGUUGGUGGCUUGAAAGAUGUUAGUCUUCAGAAUACCUUAAAUCUUGCUGUUGUUCAAUUUUAUUUGACGGAACUUUAUGACGGACAAGAUCUUGUCAGUUCUUCCAAUUUGGCAAAAUUUUUCAUUGACCUGCCUCAUAUUCAGUGGCUCAAAAUUGAUGGUUUUGCUGUACAGUAUUUGGCUGUUGGUGACUUGCCUGGAAGGCUCCCCAAACCAUGUCCAGAACUAAAUUUUCUUUCUCUCCUCGUAUACUUUAAUGAUCUUGCGGAAAUUUUAACUUCUCUGUAUCUUCUGAGAAGCUCCCCUGUUCUGGAAGUACUACAUGUUACGGUUCACCAUGAAGAACAGGUCAUUGCUGUUGAUGAAGAGGCAAACUCUUGGUUGGAUAACCUAGAUGAUGACAUGAAUUGGUCAUUCCCCAAACUGCGACUUGUUCAAUUAACCGACUUUUCUGGUUGCAAAGCUGAACAAGAUUUCAUCAAAUUUUUGCUUCUAAAUUCACCCGUGCUUGAGACGAUGACUAUUAGGGCUUUUUCUGCCGAUGGUACUUCAGAAGUUUUAAAGAAGUUGCUCCAGUUAAGGCGUACCUCAAGUGCAGAGAUCAUAUACUUGGAUCCCUGAUUCAUCAAUGAGUCGGCAGCAACCACUAACUGGACUUCGUUGAAGAUAAUGUAGCAUAUGGGUAGAAUGUUAUUCCAACUUUCCUACUCUCUGAACAAAAUGGCUCCGGUCGGUAGUCUGGCUUGACUUGAAAAUCGGUCGAGGAAUGAAUCUCACGGUUUUAGUUUGAUCUCAGUAUAUUUUCAGUUGGUGACAUUAGUUUUGUGGAUACAGUUUCUAUUUAAAAAAGCGGUAAACUGGACUUUUGUCGGAAUUCUCCUCUUUUGCUAGCCCAAAUGGGAUUGGACUUUGCCGUUUUGGACAAAAUAUAAACCUUGAUGUGAACCACAGUACUAUCAGUACUCUAAGGCGUAGCUAC
Molecule: messenger RNA, 1754 nt
Organism: Rosa chinensis
Lineage: Eukaryota; Viridiplantae; Streptophyta; Magnoliopsida; Rosales; Rosaceae
Product: F-box/FBD/LRR-repeat protein At1g13570
Exons: 4
Coding region: 128-1396 (422 amino acids)
Molecular function (GO): protein binding
Source: RefSeq, a predicted model, not a curated record